AUGCCUUCUGAGCACCACCGAGUUCGUCGCGGCUACGGCGGUGGGGGCUCAAGUGGUGGUGGUGGUCAAGGAGGCGGUGGCGGUGGCGGCCAUGGUGGUGGUGGCGGCCACGGUGGUGGUAGCGGCGGCGGGUCCGGCGGCGGCGGUGGUUUCGGCGGAGGCCACGGAGGCGGUGGCAGUCAUGGCGGUGGUGGCAGCCAUGACGGUGGUGGCAGCCAUGGCGGUGGAUUAGGCGGCGGAAGCGGCGGUGGUGGCGGCCACGGAGGCGGCGGUGGCGGCGGCCAAGGUGGUGGCAGUCACGGCGGUGGUAGCCACGGAGGCGGUCUAGGCGGAGGAAACGGCGGCGGUUUCGGCGGCGGCCAUGGAAAUCAUGGAGGCCAUGGAGGAAGCAGUGGUGCUGAGCUCCACCGAGUUCGUCGCGGCUACGGCGGUGGGGGCUCAAGUGGUGGUGGUGGUCAAGGAGGGGGCGGCGGUGGUGGCCAUGGUGGCGGUGGCGGCGGCUUCGGCGGCGGUAGUGGAGGAGGCGGUGGCUUCGGCGGUGGUAGCGGCGGAGGCCACGGAGGCGGUGGUAGCGGCGGAGGCCACGGAGGCGGUGGCAGCCAUGGUGGCGGUGGCGGCUACGGAGGCGGCAAUGGCGGCGGCCAAGGUGGUGGUAGUCACGGCGGUGCUGAGCUCCACCGAGUUCGUCGCGGCUACGGCGGUGGGGGCUCAAGUGGUGGUGGUGGUCAAGGAGGGGGCGGCGGUGGUGGCCAUGGUGGCGGUGGCGGCGGCUUCGGCGGCGGUAGUGGAGGAGGCGGUGGCUUCGGCGGUGGUAGCGGCGGAGGCCACGGAGGCGGUGGUAGCGGCGGAGGCCACGGAGGCGGUGGUAGCGGCGGAGGCCACGGAGGCGGUGGUAGCCAUGGCGGCGGUGGCAGCCAUAGCGGAGGCCACGGAGGCGGUGCUGAGCUCCACCGAGUUCGUCGCGGCUACGGCGGUGGGGGCUCAAGUGGUGGUGGUGGUCAAGGAGGGGGCGGCGGUGGUGGCCAUGGUGGCGGUGGCGGCGGCUUCGGCGGCGGUAGUGGAGGAGGCGGUGGCUUCGGCGGUGGUAGCGGCGGAGGCCACGGAGGCGGUGGUAGCGGCGGGGGCCACGGAGGCGGUGGUAGCGGCGGAGGCCACGGAGGCGGUGGUAGCGGCGGAGGCCACGGAGGCGGUGGUACUGGCGGCGGCCAUGGAGGAAGCAGUGGUGGUAGCCACGGAGGAUCCUACGGCGGAAGUCACGGAGGUGGCCAUGGUGGAGGAUCCGGAGGUGGCUACGGAAAAUAG
Messenger RNA from Arctia plantaginis, 1302 nucleotides. The record is from the annotation of a GenBank genome assembly. Lineage: Eukaryota; Metazoa; Arthropoda; Insecta; Lepidoptera; Erebidae.